UACUAAAUCGGUAAGAGACGAAGAACAAGCGUGUAGCUGUAAUGAGAGAAAACAGGAGCAUGACUGAAUCCCCAUCUCAAGCGGGAAAAGAAAUGCCGGCGAAAAAACAGAAACUGAGCAGUGAUGAGAACAGUAACCCUGACAUGUCAGGAGACGAGAACGACGAUGCGGUCAGCGUUGAAAGCGGAACCAACGCGGAGCGUCCAGACACUCCCACUAACACAGCCAACGCUCCGGGCAGGAAGAGCUGGGGGAAGGGCAAGUGGAAGUCCAAGAAGUGUAGAUAUUCUUUCAAAUGCGUCAACAGCCUGCGGGAGGACCACGGCCAGCCGCUGUUUGGAGUCCAGUUUAACUGGCACAGUAAGGAGGGAGACCCUCUGGUGUUCGCCACAGUUGGCAGUAACAGGGUCACUCUGUAUGAAUGUCACUCUCAGGGGGAGAUCAGACUUCUGCAGUCCUAUGUUGAUGCAGACGCAGACGAAAACUUCUACACGUGCGCCUGGACCUACGACACAAACACGAGUCACCCCCUGCUGGCCGUGGCUGGGUCUCGCGGCAUCAUCCGGAUAAUCAACCACAUAACGAUGCAGUGCAUCAAGCAUUAUGUAGGUCAUGGGAACGCCAUCAACGAGCUCAAGUUUCAUCCAAGAGAUCCAAAUCUCCUCCUGUCUGUCAGUAAAGAUCACGCCCUCCGUCUGUGGAACAUACAGACGGACACAUUAGUUGCCAUAUUUGGAGGCGUGGAGGGCCACCGAGACGAAGUCCUGAGUGCUGAUUUUGACCUGCUGGGUGAAAAGAUCAUGUCAUGUGGGAUGGACCACUCACUGAAACUCUGGAGAAUCAACUCAGAGCGGAUGCAAAAAGCCAUCCGUGGCUCGUAUGAGUACAACCCCACAAAGACGAACCGGCCUUUUGUAUCACAGAAAAUUCAUUUUCCAGACUUUUCAACACGAGACAUCCAUAGAAACUACGUGGACUGUGUGAGGUGGCUUGGAGAUUUGAUUCUCUCUAAGUCCUGUGAAAACGCCAUUGUGUGUUGGAAGCCUGGAAAGAUGGAGGACGACAUCGACCACAUCAAGCCAAACGAAUCCAACGUCACAAUUCUGGGGCGUUUCGAUUACAGCCAGUGUGACAUUUGGUACAUGCGCUUCUCUAUGGACUUUUGGCAGAAGAUGCUUGCUUUGGGAAACCAGGUGGGAAAACUUUACGUUUGGGACCUAGAAGUGGAAGAUCCACACAAAGCAAAGUGCACCACACUGACGCUUCCCAAAUGCACCUCGGCUAUCCGGCAAACCAGCUUCAGCCGCGACAGCAGCAUCCUGAUCGCCGUGUGCGACGACGCCUCCAUCUGGCGCUGGGACCGUCAGCGCUGAGCCGUCAAGGCAACACACAAAAACCCAUCUGAUGUUUCACAGAAACACUGCAAAAAAAAAAAAAAA
Molecule: messenger RNA, 1439 nt
Organism: Poecilia reticulata (guppy)
Lineage: Eukaryota; Metazoa; Chordata; Actinopteri; Cyprinodontiformes; Poeciliidae
Gene: eed
Product: embryonic ectoderm development
Molecular function (GO): protein binding
Source: RefSeq, a predicted model, not a curated record